Messenger RNA from Symphalangus syndactylus (siamang), 11431 nucleotides. It is a transcript of the gene DCHS2, whose product is annotated as dachsous cadherin-related 2. The record is from RefSeq and is a predicted model, not a curated record. Gene Ontology annotation, molecular function: calcium ion binding. Gene Ontology annotation, cellular component: plasma membrane; cell-cell junction. Lineage: Eukaryota; Metazoa; Chordata; Mammalia; Primates; Hylobatidae. Gene Ontology annotation, biological process: homophilic cell-cell adhesion.
GGUAUCCGUAGAGUGAUCCUGCUUGCAAACUUCCUUGCCUAGGGGGUGGUGGUGUAGCGCUGAGGGCUUGCGGGGGUGUCAGCCACCAGGGCUUUCUGCUCAUCAAUCAGUAUCGUCAAACAUCCCGAAAGUGUUAUGAUGGCGCUGAAUGUAGAAAAAGGGUUUUCAGGGCGGAUAUAGUGUCGUCAUUCCUGGUGGCAGAGAGGAGUGACAAGAGGCUCACACGUCGCUGAGUAGUAGCGCGGCAUAAUAAAGUGUGGUUUGCACCAUGUGUGUCACAGAUUUCUCGGGUUUUCUGGAAGGUUUUUCCAAGUUCCGCCUUCUCCCCUUUGCAGCCAUCCUGGCCCCAGCUGUGCAUCGGCCUUUGACUCCAUCUGUCCUUCCGCUGCGGACAGGAGUCCCUCUCGCCAAAUGGAGAACACAAGUUUGGCACCCCAAAGUGAUGAUAACCCCUACCUUCUCCGCUCAGCGCGAGCCAAGCGUCAGGCCUGCAGAGGGACGGUCAAGGGGAUAGAGGGGGAGGCCGCGGAGAGGCCGCUCCCCUCACCUCCCCGCACCCAUCAUCACUUGGCACUUGGUCAAGCCCGGGCAGACGCCCCGCCUGCGCGUCCCCCACCCGCCCCGCGGUGCACGUCUCCCAGUGCUUUUGCAUUUGCUCCUCUUCCGCACUGCUGCAGAGCGCGGCUCGCAGGUUGGAGUUUGCCCUCGUGUGCGCCGCGUCACACGGCGGGGAGGGGAAGGCAGGAGGCGGAGGCUGGGUCGGAGCAGGAGUCGCGCGUUCCCUGGCGCCCAGAGACACCGCGGGGAACGACCGCCCCGCCCCCGGAGCAGCGGACUGGGCCGCAGACCUCCUUUCCCUCCUCCCUCUCUCCCUCCUCCCCAGCGCCCUGACUCCCUGCCUCCUCGCCCUUACUCCACCCCCUACUCCGGCCCCAUCUCCAUCCUCUCCUUGCGUGUGCGCGCUUCAAAUAAUCUCCUCCUUUUUGGCAAAAGAAAUAAUGCACCUGACUUUACCAGGGGGGAACAACCAGCCGAGUAGAACAAGGAACAGAUGUAAAAGGAAUAAAAGGCGAGAGAAAAACAGACACUGAAGAGGCUCCUGGAUUGUUCAGCGAUCCCGCCACAAGCUGGCAGUUACCCGAGAGCCUUCCCAAGGAGCUGGAGGAGAAAUGAGCCCUUGUGGGCGGAAGAUGGGCGAAGGGCGUCAGCAGCGGCGGGCUCCCGUCGGGAAGCUCCUUCUCCUCCCCGGGUGGAGAGAUACACCCCAUGGGCGGUCAGGCAGCAGCAGCGCCAGGACGCAGCGCUCCCUGCUCUGGCUCUUGGUGCACGUGUGGCUGUGGGCGGCCUCGGGCUCGUCUGCCCAGUUGUUCAACCUCACCCUUUCCGUAGAUGAGGGGCUUCCCCCGGACACCCUGGUCGGUGACAUCCGCGCCGGGCUGCCGGCCGCGCAGCAGCAGGAGGGGAGCGGCUUCUUUCUGUCGGAGGACUCCGAUGACUCCCCGCUGCUGGACGACUUCCACGUGCACCCGGACACCGGCAUCAUCCGCACUGCGCGGCGCCUGGACCGCGAGCGGCGGGACCACUACAGCUUCGUCGCUGCCACGCUGCUGGGCGCUGUGGUGCAGGUGGAGAUUCGCGUCAACGACGUGAAUGACCACUCGCCUCGCUUUCCCCUCGACUCCCUGCAACUCGACGUCUCCGAGCUGAGCCCGCCAGGGACCGCCUUCCGCCUGCCAGGUGCCCACGAUCCCGACGCCGGACCGUUCAGCACUCAGGGCUACACGCUGGUGCAACCGUCUGACCUGCCCAAGGACCCCGCAGGCCCGUUCUUCCAGUUGCGCUACCGGACUCCCGGGCCACUACCGUCACCGCUUUUGCCAGGCUCCUCGUCGCCCCUGGAGCCUCUAGAUCUGGUGCUGCUGCGGCGCUUGGACCGAGAGGAGGCGGCGGCGCACCGGCUGCAGAUCGAGGCAUGGGACGGCGGCCGCCCCCGGCGCACUGGCCGCCUGAGCGUGGAGCUGCGCGUGCUGGACGAGAAUGACAACCCGCCGGUCUUUGAGCAGGACGAGUACCGCGUCGCAGUGCGCGAGGACGCCCAGCCGGGCGCCGAGGUCUGUCGCGUGCGCGCCACCGACCGCGACCUGGGGCCCAAUGGCUUCGUGCGCUACAGUGUCCGCGCCCGGCAAGUGCCCGGGGCGGGUAGCGGCGGCGGGGCACUGGGCGACGCGGCCUACUUCGCCGUGGAGGAGCUGAGCGGCGUGGUGCGAGUGCGGAGACCUCUGGACCGCGAGGCACAGGCCUGGCACCAGCUGGUGGUGGAGGCCCGCGAUGGAGGCGCCGAGCCUGAGGUUGCCACGGUGCGCGUGUCCAUCGCCGUGCUGGACGUGAAUGACAACCCGCCAGCAAUUCACGUGCUCUUUCUCACAGAGGGAGGUGUCGCCCGUGUCUCUGAAGGCGCCCGACCGGGCGACUACGUGGCUCGCGUCUCGGUGUCUGACGCGGACGGUGACUGGGAGAAGGAAGAUGAGGCCACAGGGGAGCUUGGUGUGGGUCUUGGAGACGGGAGCAUCUCGCUGUCCUUGGAAGGCGGAGAGGGAGACUUCGCGUUGCUGCCCGGCGGCUCCCCAGGGGUAUUUUUCCUUUGCGUGGAGGGGCCCCUGGACAGAGAGAGCCGCGAUCUGUAUGAGUUACUACUGGUGGCCACGGACGCGGGGUCCCCGCCGCUGAGCACGGAGGAGACGCUUCUGCUCCGGGUCGCUGACCUCAAUGACCAACCACCUCUCUUCAGCCAACAGCAUUACAAAGCCUCAGUGUCCGAGGCCGCAGCCCCUGGCACUGUAGUCAUGUGGGUCAGCGCCUCCGAUGCCGACGAGGCAGGCACUGAUUACGCCUGGCUGCGCUACACUGUAGUCCAACUCUCGGCUCCCUGCAAUCAAGGGGCUCUGCCCACCGCAGAAUGUGGACCAUCUUUUGCCAUUGAUUCCGAAAGCGGUGCGAUCAGCACUAUCCAGACUCUAGACAGAGAGGUCCAGGAGGCGGUGGAGCUGAGAGUGGUGGCCCAGGACCUCGGAGAGCCCCCACUCUCUGCCACCUGCCUGGUGAGCAUCACCGUAGAUGAUGUGAAUGACAACGAGCCUAUCUUCUGGAGGCAGGUGUACAAUGCCACCAUUGCAGAGCAUGCCCCGGUUGGACACUGCUUUCUGCAGGUGACAGCCUCUGAUGCAGAUUCAGGACUCUAUGGCUUUAUUGAGUAUUCUCUUUAUGAUGGAUUCCUGAGCUAUGAAGCACCUCAGGCAUUCCGGAUUGACCCUCAUGAUGGGCAAAUCUGUGUUUCUCAAGAUAUCGACAGGGAAAGGGAUCCAGCUACCUAUGAUCUCCUGGUGAAAGCUAAGGACGGAGGUGGGCUAAGUGCCCAAGCCUUUGUUCGUGUGGACCUGGAGGACGUGAACGAUAAUCAUCCCGUGUUUAACCCGUCAACCUAUGUGACGAGCAUCAACGGUGAGACCCAGCCAGGCACCGAGAUCAUCAAUGUUCUUGCCACUGACCAGGACUCUGGGAUAUAUGGGACAGUGGCUUAUGAGCUUAUUCCAGGAGAUGUGUCAUCCCUUUUUACCAUUGAUUCCACCACAGGAAUUAUUUACUUAACAUCACCUCUUAGUCAUUUGGAAUCUACCACACUUUCGUUGAUGGUCUCUGCUCAAGACGGUGGUGGGCUCACAGCUGUCAUUAAUGCCGACGUCACCAUACACAUUUUCCAGACAACUCUGGCACCUGCUGAGUUUGAAAGGCCUAAAUACACUUUCUUAGUUUAUGAAGAUGUGCCUGAAGAUAGUCCCAUUGGAACAGUGAAAGCAAGAGAGCCCUUGAACUCCUCAGAACCAAUCUUUUACAGGAUUUCUUCUGGUGAUCUCGGCGGAAAGUUCUCCAUUCACCCGUGGCUGGGCACUAUUCGCACCCGGAAGCCCCUGGAUCACGAGACGCAGCCCGUGGUUGUGCUCACGGUGCAGGCGCAGCUCGGCAGCGCCCCAGCCUGCAGCAGCACGGAGGUCAACAUAACAGUCGUGGAUGUCAAUGACAACCACCCAGCGUUCCUCAGGACCUCAGAUGAGAUUAGAAUAUCCCAGACCACGCCCCCUGGCACAGCCUUGUACCUCGCACGUGCAGAAGACAGAGACAGUGGGAGGAACGGACUCAUCCGGUACUCCAUCGCCAGCCCGCAGCCGGGCGUCUUUGCCAUCGACAGAGCCCUCGGGGUGCUGUUCCUCAACGGCAGCUUGGGCGCGGGCGAGCACCGGGAGCUCAUCCUGACUCUCAGGGCCGAGGACCAAGGCGUGCCUCCUCAGGCAGCCCUGCUGGUGCUGACAGUCGUUAUCGAGAAACGCGAAUACAGCCCAUCCUGGACUUUCGAACAUUUGGUCUAUCAAGUGGAAGUCAGUGAGUCUCUCUCACCGAUGACACAAAUACUACAAACACAGGCGCACCCACUUGGCCCCCAGCGUGCAGCCUCGCCGCUUAGGUACUCGCUGGAACCCAGCGUAGACUCUGCUAUAUUUGGAAUCCGCCCUUACACGGGCUGGAUUUAUUUGCGGCGGCAGUUUGACUAUGAAUCCACCCAAACAUACAAUUUUAGAGUGUUUGCUUGGAUCCCCGAGGACGGAUUGUUGCAAAAUGUGAGCACUACAGUCAUUGUUCGUGUCCAGGAUGAGAAUGACAAUUCCCCCACCUUCUUGAAUGAUGUGUUGUUUUUGAAAGUCGAAGAGAGCCCUGUUCCCCAAGGGGUAAUAAGCAAAAUUACAGCCAUUGACAUAGACUCUGGAAAGAAUGGACAGCUAUUAUAUUUCCUUUUGUCUGAUGGAAAAUUCUUCAAGAUGAAUCCUAAUACAGGAGAGUUGAUCAACUGGGUGGCACUGGAUCGUGAGCACUGGGGGCACCAUCAGAUGACUGUGCUAGUGACAGACCACGGCUCCCCACCACGAAAUGCCACCAUGGCGGUUUACGUCUCAGUUACUGACAUCAAUGAUAACAGGCCCUUCUUCCCCCAGUGUCACCCUGUAAAGGAGUUACACGUGAAGGUUCUGGAAGGUCAACCAGUAAAUAUGUUGGUUACAACUGUGUUUGCAAAGGAUCCUGAUGAAGGAAAUAAUGCAGAAGUUAUAUAUUCAGUAUCUUCAGAAGAUAGUCCUGAUCACUUUAAGAUUGAUGCCAACAGUGGUGAAAUAAGAACAACCACAAUACUUUCAUAUGAUUAUAGACCUUCCUACAGAAUGACUGUCAUUGCCACUGACCAGGGAGUGCCUCCUCUUCAAGGACAGGCAGUUGUUAAUAUUCAGGUGAUCCCACUAUCCAAAGGGAGAGCAAUCAUGUCUCAGAAUAUUAGACAUUUAGUUAUACCAGAAAAUUCGAAGCCCGCAAAAGUAAUGAGCUUGAUAAAGUCACCUGAUCACCUUCAACAACAUUAUAAUGGAAAGUUACAUUUUAGUAUUGUUGCAGAUGAUAAGGAUGGACACUUUGAAAUAGACAGCUCAACCGGAGACUUGUUUCUUUCUAAGGAACUUGAUUAUGAGACGACAUCUCAUUAUCUUUUCAGAGUAAUUACUACAGACCAUAGCAAAAACCUUUCCCUGAGUAGCACAGUCUUCCUUAGUAUUGAUGUGGAAGAUCAGAAUGACCAUUCCCCAUCUUUCCAAGAUGAGCUCAUCGUGAUCAGUGUAGAGGAGAAUGUUCCCAUAGGAACCCUGGUGUAUGUCUUCAAUGCCAAAGAUGGUGACGGCAGUUUUUUGAACAGUAGAAUACAAUACCACAUUGAAUCCCACAACCCUGGCACGAAUCCAUUUCUCAUCCACCCCUCAUUUGGCACACUAGUCACUGUGUCCCCUCUUGACAGAGAGAGCAUUCCAACUGUCAUCCUGACAGUAACAGCAUCUGAUCAGGCUGUGAAUGUGACAGACCGGCGACUGAGAUCACUGACAGCACAAAUAGUGAUUUUGGAUGUAAAUGACCACAACCCCACUUUUAUGUCUUUCCCCAUUGCCCAUGUCAAAGAGGAUGUCACAGUGGGCUCCUUGGUGCACCACAUAACUGCUCACGAUCCAGACGAAGGAAGGAAUGGAAAAGUAACAUACAGCAUCCUCUCAGGAAAUGAAAACAUGGCAUUUAUGCUAGAUGAGUCAUCAGGCUUACUAACUACAACCUGUCCUUUGGAUUAUGAAAUGAAAACUCAGCAUAUUCUGACUGUUCUGGCACUGGAUGAUGGCACACCAGCACUUUCUUCAUCCCAGACUUUGACAAUUACUGUUCUUGAUGUAAAUGAUGAAGCUCCAGUAUUUAAGCAGCACCUGUAUGAAGCUUCAGUGAAAGAAAACCGAAAUCCAGGGGAGUUUGUUACCAGGGUUGAAGCUCUGGACAGAGAUUCAGGAGUCAAUUCCAAGCUUCAGUUUGAAAUCAUGCCAGGUGCUUCAUUUGAAUCAUUCCAGAUAAAUUCUGACACUGGAGAGGUAGUGACAACCACCAUACUUGACAGAGAAAUUCAAGAAGUCUUCACCCUUCGAGUACUAGUACGAGAUGGGGGAUUCCCUUCAUUGUCCAGCACCACAACAAUCCUCUGCACCGUUGAAGAUGAAAACGAUCACGCACCAGAGUUUAUUGUUUCCAGUUAUGACAUUGAGAUUCUGGAAAACCAGGAACCAGAGGUUGUCUAUACUGUUUUAGCCUCUGAUAUGGAUGCUGGCAAUAACAGAGCUGUUGAAUAUCACAUAAUUGAUGGAAAUACCGAUGAGUACUUUGCUAUAAAUGAGAUGUCAGGAGAACUCUCAACCACUCGUGCUUUGGACCGGGAGCAAGUCAGCAAUUUUACCCUUGCCAUUCUGUGCUCUGACCUGGGAGAUCCACCUAGGAGCUCUGUAAUACACCUGCAAGUUAGAGUUUUGGAUGCCAAUGACCACAGUCCUUCUUUUCCCACACUUUAUUACCAGUCCUCUGUGAGAGAAGACGCUGAAGUGGGAACAGUGGUUCUUGUGCUUUCAGCUGUGGACAAGGAUGAAGGCCUGAAUGGGCAAACUGAGUAUUUUCUGACUGAUGAGGCUUCUGGUGCAUUCACCAUUGAUCCUAUGUCAGGCACAUUGAGAACCAGCAACACCCUCAACCGUGAAGCCAGAUCUCAGCACACAUUUAGUGCUGUGGCCAGAGACUGUAGCAUUCAGGACUCACGAAGCACCACCGCAAUUAUAAAAGUGUAUGUCACUGAUGUUAAUGACAAUGAUCCAGUUUUGGAACAGAACCCUUUUGAUGUGUUUCUUUCCCCCCAGUCGCCUACAAACCAGACAACCGUCAUUGUGAGAGCUGAUGACCCAGACUUAGGGCCCAAUGGAACUGUGGUUUUUAGUUUUGCAGAGACCCAGUCAAUGUUUUCUAUUGAUAAAUAUACAGGAGAAAUUCAAUUUCAGCAAAAUCCGUCUUCAGAAUAUUUCCCUAUCUGGCUGCAGUUAAAAGUUACAGACCAGGGCGUUCCAGCCAGGACAACCACAGGUCUGUUGGUCAUUCACAUGGAAGGAGAAGAUGUAAAGAUUUCCUUCAGCCACCAUCUGUACAAAGGGCUCGUGACUGAAAAUUGUGAGGCAGGUACUUCUAUUGUGACUGUAAAAGCUUUUGCUCCUGACUCAAUUCAGGACAGCAUGAAAUAUUCAAUUUUUAGUGGAAAUGAAGAUGGAGUUCUUUCCCUGUGCUCUAAGUCAGGACAACUUACUGUGAAAGAACCCAAGUUUCUUGAUUUUGAAGUCAGAAAUGAGCUACAACUCAUCGUUUUAGCUGAAAGUAGUGGGCAUAGAGCCUAUUGCAAAGUAGCAGUCUUGAUACAGGAUGAGAAUGAUAAUUCACCAUGCUUUGAACAAAGCGUUUACCAAGCAGCAGUGUCUGAAGGCCAACUCUACAAUGCUCAUGUCAUACAGGUUUUUGCUACCGACCUGGACAGUGGUUUGAACGGCCUGAUUGAGUAUUCCAUUCUCUCUGGCAACCAAGAAGAAGCAUUCCAGAUUGAUGCACUGAGUGGUGUGAUAACAACAAAAGCGAUGCUAGAUUAUGAGCUCACCAGCACCUACAGCUUGAUUGUCCAAGCCACAGAUAAAGGGAUACCCAGGCUUUCUAAUACGACUAUAAUCAAGGUACAGGUGACUGAUGUAAACGACAAUGCCCCAGCUUUUCUCCCCUCUGAAGCAGUGGAAAUUGCAGAAGAUUCUUUGCCUGGUGUAAUUGUGACUCAUGUGUCAGUUCAUGAUGUGGAUUUGAAUUCAGCUUUCAUAUUCAGUUUUGCCAAAGAGAGUAAUCCUGGAACCAAGUUUGCUAUUGAUCAGAACACUGGAGUGGUGGUGUUGGUGAAAACAUUGGAUUUUGAAGAAAUGACUGAAUAUGAGCUGCUCAUCCGAAUUUCUGAUUCGGUGCACCACACAGAGGGAGCACUCGUAGUCCGUGUGCUGGAUGUCAAUGAUAAUCCACCAGUGUUUUCUCAAGAUUUCUAUCAGGUCACAGUUCCUGAAUCAAUACCUGUGGGGUAUUCAGUGCUGACUCUGUCAGCCACAGACUUAGAAAGCAAUGAGAACAUUUCUUACAGAAUUCUAUCCUCUUCUAAGGAAUUCUCCAUUGAUCCUAAGAAUGGCACAAUAUUUACUAUCAGUCCCGUAUUACUUCUGGAUACAAUAUCAACAACUCAAUUUCUUGUUGAAGCCAGUGAUGGUGGAAAUCCUGACCUGAGAGCUCUUACUUUAGUGGAGAUAGGAAUACAAGAUAUGAACAAUUAUGCCCCUGAAUUCACAGUCAAAUCCUAUAAUCUUAGCCUAAGUGAGGAUGCUCUGGUUGGAAGCACGCUUGUUACGUUUUCAAACAUCGACCAUGACUGGACCCGUGAAAACACAUAUGUUGAAUAUUCCAUCAUCAGUGGUAAUUUACAGAACAAUUUUCAUGUGGAAACUAAAUUCUUUCAUUCAGAAUAUCCUUAUAAGCAAGUCGGUUAUCUUGUGUUGCUUCACAGUAUGGACAGAGAAGCAAGUGCUAGCCAUGAGCUUGUCAUUCUGGCAUCUGACAGUGGCUGCCCUCCAUUGAGUUCCACAGCUGUCAUAUCAAUACAAGUACUUGAUGUCAAUGACAAUCCUCCAAACUUCAGCAGCCUGAGCUAUCACACCCAUGUCAAGGAAAGCACCCCUCUAGGGAGUCACAUCACUGUGGUCUCAGCAAAUGACCGUGACACAGGGUCACAUGCAGAAAUCAUCUACAACAUCAUCUCUGGAAAUGAGAAGGGACAUUUUUACUUAGAAGAAAACACUGGAGUCCUUUAUUUGAUUAAACCUCUGGAUUAUGAAGAAAUGACAAAAUUCACCUUAACUGUUCAAGCUUCAGAUGCAGAAAAGAAACACUUUUCUUUCGCGGUUGUGUUUGUCAAUGUCCUGGACGAUAACGACCAUGCACCUCAGUUUAUGUUCUCAAGCUACAGCUGUAUUGUUCCAGAAAAUCUGCCUAUUUCCUCUACCAUAUGCUCUAUAAAUGCUCUGGAUUUUGACGCAGGUCCGUAUGGAGAAUUGACCUAUUCUAUUGUAUCACCCUGUUUUCUCACUCAUGGAAUGUCUUAUGAUCACGAUCUCUUCCUCAUUGACCCUUUGACAGGGGAUAUUCAUGCUAAUCAAAUCCUUGACUAUGAAAAUGGCAAUAAAUACUGCCUCACCAUCCAAGCCAAAGACAAAGGUGAUGCAACAGCCUCCUUAGUGGUCUGGGUGGAUAUUGAAGGAAUAGAUGAAUUUGAGCCCAUUUUUACUCAAGAUCAGUAUUUUUUCACCCUCCCAGAAAAGAAUAAAGACAGACAGUUGAUUGGCAGAGUGGAAGCCUCAGAUGCAGAUGCUGGUAUUGAUGGAGUCAUUCUUUACUCCCUUGGAACCUCAUCUCCUUUCUUUUCAGUAAAUAAAACCAAUGGAAAUAUUUAUUUGAUUAGAGCCCUUCCCCUAAUAAAAAGUCAACUCAACAAAGAAGACACCAUGGAAAUGAAAAUAAUCGCUCAUAGUCCCAAAUCAGACUCCAAGUUUGCAUCUUGCACUGUUUUUGUGAACGUGUCUUUCUCCUCUGAAGGAACACCCUUGGCAGUGUUCGCCAGCAGCUUUUCAGUCAGCCUGGUGGUCUCCUUUUUAGUGUUUCUGAUACUCAUCUGCACUCUAAUUGUAAUGAUUUUAAGACAUAAACAAAAAGACACAAGAAACAAUUAUGAGGAGAAGAAAACCUCAUCUUUAGAUAUGGACUUGGGAGUGACCCGGGAUGCCAGUGUGCUCAAAGCCUUCCAGAAAACUGACAACUGCAGUAACGAGGUGGUCCCUGUGGAUGCCACGCCGGAAUGGUUGAGUUUAAUAAGUAUCAUGGAGAAGGACAUUGUCAAUCUGUACAGACACUCAAAUUCCAGUGGCCACUGUUCUGUGGAAGGAGAAACUGCAGAAGAUAAGGAAAUCCAGAGGAUAAAUGAGCAUCCCUACAGAAAGGGCUCAGACUCAGCUCUGAGUGACCACGAGUCCAGGGUGCCAGACUCGGGUAUCCCGAGGGACUCAGACCAGCUCUCCUGCCUAUCUGGGGAAACCGAUGUGAUGGUGACUGCUGAAACAGCAGUAGCCAGCCAAACAUUUGGGGAAGGAGAUGAAGGGGAAGGCUGCAGCACCACCUGUGCUCAAAAUAAUGUGUUACCCCAGACAGUUCAGAAGAGAGAGGCAAAAGAGGGCAUCCUGGCUGAUGUUAGAAAAGAGUCUGUCUUUAUUUCAGGUGAUCAGGAAGUAAGGUGUGCAGCUCUUUCAACUCAGACAACCUCUGAUCAUGAUGGAAGAGGCAACUAUCACUGGAAUUAUCUUCUCAGUUGGGAGCCCAAAUUCCAACCUCUUGCCUCAGUAUUUAAUGAUAUUGCAAAACUAAAGGAUGAACAUUUGCAUAUGCCUGGCAUUCCAAAAGAGAAGAAAUCUUUUGUUUUUCCACCCCCUUUGAUAACAGCAGUAGCCCAGCCUGGGAUUAAAGCAGUCCCACCAAGAAUGCCGGCAGUAACCCUGCGGCAGAUGCCUCCGAAACACCCACGCUCUCCCAUCCCCUACCAUCUUGGUUCUCUGCCAGAAGCCAUGACUCCCAAUUUUUCUCCAUCUCUUUCCCUAUUGACGAUGCAGCCUCCUGCCUUGUCUCCACUGUUGUCAGCAGGAGAAUUAUUAGGACCACACGUCAGUGGUACAUGCCAUGAACUUAAAGCGGAAGAUGAAAUUCAAAUAUGAAACCACUGGGAUGCCAAGUACCUGCCCACCAUUGGUCAUGAAUAAAUGAACAAAACGUUUUCAAGCCAGCAACUCGAGAUUGGGCUCAUUUUUAUCUAAAAGCAAGUGAUAUAAUUUAAUUAGAGUUUUUAAAACUUCCCCAUUAAAGUUUCUCAAAUUUC